UUUCUUCUCGUUGUUUUGGUAUUUGCUGGUUGGUGAGGUGAAGAGUGUAAUAUCAACAGCUGUACCUUUACCUGCAUAUUGGUGUUAUUACUUCGUGCCAACUGGUGGUGGUAAACUAAGCCUCUUUACUCAGCAAUGGAUCCCUACCACUCGUUGUGCACAUGAAUAGCCAUGAUAUUGACAUUAAGUUUACUUUGGUUUGACCGGCCGCUACUGAAGUCAACAUAUGAUAUAGAUUCCUGCAAAAGGAACCGACAAGAAUUUAGAAAUGCCCAAAUAUUUUAAUCUAAUAAAUGAUGAUGAUGAAGAAGAUUGUGAAAGCUGGAAGUUAUUGGAGCUGCAACAGGUGCAUGCCCAUUGCCAUGAUUGUUACAAUAGUUCUUGUACCGAAGGUGAAGAUGGAAAUUAUACCACUCCAGAUGGCCAAAUGCGCUGUUGCCCUGUCACAAGCUGUGAAAAUAGCUGUGGUGCAGUUUAUCAUGAAUGCAAAGGACCAGAGCAUAAUCUGCUCUGUUCCUUUGAACGAGUGCCUUGUAUCAAUGUAAAUUAUGGCUGCCCCAUAAUCAUGCAUCGAGCAGCUCUUGGAAGACAUCUUGAAGUCUGUCCAGCUAGUGUGAUAUUUUGUUCCUUUGAAUGGAAUCGCUGGCCCAUGCAUUCAACAGAAAAUGGGGUGAAAGCACCUUUGCCUCUGGAAAACCGUCACCUUCGUUCCCGGCAACUUGAUGUAGCACUUGCUCUUCGAGAUCAACGAAUGUUAAUCGAAACCCGAAAGGCCCCUCGAAGGACGCGUCACAUACUUAGGAAUUCUCUUACCCAGCGCCACCCAGCUGCUCCCUUUUUACACCACAGUAGUUCCUUUGACUCUGACAACUUGAAUUCAGCUGGUACUUCACAGACAGUUUCUGACGAUGAUAGUGAUGGGCCAUGGGAAAAUGCAAAAUCUCCACCAGGACUACAGCGUAGUGUUUGCAGCAAACUUUUCCGUACUACUGAUCAACAAAAUUCACCAACUUCACCAGAGGAACGCUCUGACCAAGUUGUAAACAGGAAAAUUAAAUUAAAUACUCAAACAAAAUCAAAAAGUUUAGAUAAUUCACAAAAAUGUACUCAAUUAGGACUAGAUUAUCCAAUAAUAUGUUCCCAUUGUAAGAAUUCUCAAUCCAAUAUUGCCAUGGAAUUGCCUGAUAUAAAUUCUUCAAAGAGCCACUGUCAAGAAUCAGAAUGCCUUAAUAAAUGUUGCCAUUAUUCAGCUCAAACAACGAAUGAAAAGUCAAUUAACUCUCAGCAGAAUAUGAACAUCCAUGAAAUAGCUAAUGUCCAUAUCAAUGAAAUGGAUUCAGAAGAAGUGGCUGGGAUGGCAUGCCAAGCUCCUAACUGUGAGCUGAUGACUGAAGAUGGCAGUUCCUCAAAAUCAGUCCAGACUGUGAAAUUAAAUGAACUACUUGGUGUUUCUUUGAACAUUGAAUGCAUGACACGGUAUCAACCGAAACCCAGGUCUAUGUUUACAUUCCUCUGUGCUCAAGAAUUCCGUCGUGAUGAAUAUGCUUGGCACUAUAAAAAUGUCCACGAUGAUAUCCACUGUGGGUUAAAUGGUUGGCUUGAGCAACGAUGUCCACUUGCUCACAGUGGGUGUACAUUUUCCUUUUGCCGGUUUUAUCCCGAUCAGGUAAACUAUAAAAUUAUCCAUAGUAGUUUAGUGGAAAGUUUUGGAGUAAAAACUUCAUGGAACUGCGAGGAAAAUGCUUCAAAAUCUGUACAUGAAAUUCAACCAUCAGCACCUCUUACAAUGCAUUGUGAAUGUAAGAAAAAAUCCCAAGGGAAGACUCUUCCGAAGUCUCGAGAAGUGACUCCUGAAAUUGUUACGUCCAGCCAGUAUGAUUCUAUGGUGCGUGUUGUUAAUGUUGACCAAAAGAAAGAAGAAAUACAACAACCGGAUUGUGACUUCCUAACAGCAUUGCCAUAUGAACUGUUGCAACAAAUACUGCAAAAUCUUGACAGUUUUAGUUUAUGUAACUUAGCUGCGAGCAGUAAAUAUCUGAGAGACGUCUGUUCAAGUCUGUUAGAAACUCGUGGUCUUGUGACUUUAAUUUGGCAAAAGAAAAUUGAUGAAACCACUGGGGAAGGUCACUGGAAAAUUGCUUAUAAGAAAUGGAACUUCAGUCCAGCGUUUACUCCAGUAAAACGAUGGGAAUUUAAUGGUUCUAACCCUCUCUCUGAACAUCUCAAGGUUUGCUCUUAUAAUCAGGACCAUUCUUUAACAGCAGAACCAUUUUGUCUUGCACUAAACAUUAAUAGCAACCAAUCUACAACAGAAGAGGGGGAAGCAGAUAAUUUAUCCUGCCCUAAUUGACAUUUUUAGAAUUUUUGAAACAUUUUUUUUAACCAAAACCCAAAAUAAAAAUUACAUAAGCUA
Molecule: messenger RNA, 2413 nt
Organism: Octopus bimaculoides (California two-spot octopus)
Lineage: Eukaryota; Metazoa; Mollusca; Cephalopoda; Octopoda; Octopodidae
Product: F-box only protein 30
Molecular function (GO): zinc ion binding; ubiquitin protein ligase activity; protein binding
Source: RefSeq, a predicted model, not a curated record